AUGUGUCUCAAUAAAGUAACGAGGGAACCAAGGUAGUUUAUCGGGACUGCCAUUCCCAUUCCUGAGAAGUUUAGCAGAACAGUUUUUUUUUUUGGAGAAACCGCAGAACAGUCUUUUCCCAUUCCCUCCAUUCCCUUUCUCUUUGGGGUAUAAAUGAACAGAGUCUUUUCCCAUUCCCUUUCUCAAAAUCACCCCGCUUUUUCUACCAAAAAAAAAAUCACCCCGCUUCCAUCCGUGUCUUCACCUGCAAUUCUGCAAGAAACCCUCGAUGUCGAACCCAUCUUCUUCGUGGGUCGCCCAAUUCAAUCCGGGCGACCGGGUCGAGAUCAGCCCCCGCGAUGUAGGGUUCCGCGGCUCCUGGUACGCCGGCACCGUCGUCCGCCGCGAGGCGAAGAAGACCAUUCGUUACGUAGUCGAGUACGACCAGCUCUACGCGGACGAAUCUGGGGAGAAGCUGCUGGAAGAAACCCUCGAUUGGAUCCAAUUGCGUCCGCCGCCGCCGCUUCCCGAGAAGAAGAAGGUCCAGUUCAAGUUCGAAGACGAAGUGGAGGCCUUCUACAGCGACGGCUGGUGGGAAGGGGCUAUUAUUGCGGAGCACUCCGGCGGGAAAUUCGCGGUUUUCCUCAGAGGCUUUGAGGAGCAGAUUGUGUUUGAAGAGAAAGAUUUGAGGUUGCCUGUUCAGUGGGUUAAAGGGAAGUGGGAGCCGCGAUUCGAACAGGUUCAGCGGGAGAAAGAGAACUCAAAUUGUUCCAAGGAAGUGAUGAAGUUCACUCAAGGAAUGCAAGUCCAGGUGCUAACUGACGAAUACGGUUUGAAAGGUGCUUGGUUUGCUGCAACAAUUAUUGAACCUUCGGGUGAAGACAAGUACCUUAUUGAGUACAAAACCCUGAGGAAUGAUGAUGAUACUGAGUUUCUCAGAGAAGACAUUCGUGCUUGCAACAUAAGGCCUUGUCCGCCGGAGAUCAUUGUUGUGGAUGGAUUCAAGGUGUUGGAUGAAGUAGAUGCUUACUACAACGAGGGCUGGUGGGUUGGCGUGAUUGAAAAGGUCUUGAUCAACUCCAAUUACGUGGUUAACUUUAUAGAGUAUGAUGAGAAGACAACGUUCAAUCAGGCUGAUUUGAGGCCACAUCAGGACUGGUUAAACGGCAAAUGGGUUGUUCCUUCAGAUGUCUGA
Linum tenue is the source of this 1174-nucleotide messenger RNA. NCBI's taxonomy places the organism in Eukaryota, Viridiplantae, Streptophyta, Magnoliopsida, Malpighiales, Linaceae. The record is from the annotation of a GenBank genome assembly.